UUGUGUGCAUCAGUUUAGAUAAGUAAAAUUGGACUAGUUUCUGCUGGUAUACGCAGCAGUCGUGCGAAACGUUUUCUUGCAAUAUACUUGCAUGACUGACAAUGAAAGUGAAAGUCAUCGAGGAUCAGCCGAAACGAAACCAAUUUGUUUCGUUAUUGUAAGAACAAAUUGAACAUUUUUGUAUACAUUGUAGUUUAGAUUAAUGUUUGGCAGUUGGCGGUAUAUUCAUUCGAAUAUAUCGAGAAAAACCUUUCCUCACCGCCUGUGUCAAGUGCCGAUAGGGAAUCCAUUUGAAUCGUUCUUUGGCGCUCCGUUCGUCGUGCAAUUUUCAUCAUGAAGGUUCUAAAUGAUGACGAAUUACAAAUAGUCCACACCGAUCUUACUAACCACUUCCCGAAGUCACUGCAAGUAAGAUGCAUUACAUGAUUGGGAAUCGGAUACGCAAGGAACCGGACUGGCCCGGAACGGAGUUUGUUGUGGAUGGUUAUCCAAAUUACUCGGUUAUCAUCCGCCGACCUGUUGCAGGCUCCCAAGACUACGUUCCUUGGCCCCAGUUUCCAACCGUUUUGAUAUUCUGCAAGGAUGUUCAGAAUCUAGAACGCUUCCUGUGCAUAGAAGGCUGCAUCGAUUUUUCGAAACCAGUCAACUUUUUCGGUGUCUCGCGGCACGAUGUAUUCCCAGUAGUCACCGAGGUUUGCAAAAAGUUUGGAACAUGCGAAGAUGAGGACCCUUCAGACUGGGCAAAUAUGUUUCUGCUCCAUCCGGACCAUUUAGUCCAAAAACCCGUGCCAGAGGGCUUCCGGUUGAGCGAACUGCGCGACGAGAACAUCGAACAACUGAACCGGGAAUGGCAUUACAGCGGUGGACAAGGCGUUCCGUUUUUUAAACAGUUGCUCAAAGCCGGUUACCCCACCAGCGGUGCCUUUACGGAGGAUGGCCAGCUGGUCGCGUAUAUUCUGAAUCUGCCGGAUGGCUGCAUGGGCCACGGAUAUGUGCUGCCGGAAUUUCGAAACAAGGGAUUGUAUCAAGUGGUCAAUUACGACCUGGCGGCGAAGAUUGUCGCCAGGGGAAAUCGCACUGCGUGGGCGUAUGUCAUGAAGUCGAACUUGGUAUCACGAAACGCAUACCGGAAGGUGGGAGCGCAGAUGGUGAAUGACGAGGUGUUCCGUGUGGACUGGAUACAUUAUCGUCCCAAGCAAGACAGUGGAAAUUGAAACGCGAUGCAAUUUGCAUCAGGCUGCUGGCUAAUACUGCUGAAUACAGGUGUACGCAGGGACGUAUUUUGGUUUUUGACUUGAUAAUUUAAUUGAGCAUUCCUUUUUAAGCGAUCACAUUUACCCGUUGUGACAAACACUCUGAAGAUGACGGAUAUUUUGCAAAUCAUAUUUGUAACAAUACAUCCCAUAAACAAAUAAAAUGGGCGUUU
Messenger RNA from Paramacrobiotus metropolitanus, 1426 nucleotides. RefSeq names its product glycine N-acyltransferase-like protein 2. Lineage: Eukaryota; Metazoa; Tardigrada; Eutardigrada; Parachela; Macrobiotidae. Gene Ontology annotation, molecular function: glycine N-acyltransferase activity. Gene Ontology annotation, cellular component: mitochondrion. The coding region runs from base 414 to 1214 and encodes 266 amino acids. The transcript has 5 exons. The record is from RefSeq and is a predicted model, not a curated record.